AUGUCAAGCAAGGCGGAUCAAGAAUCCGCAAAACCAUCGACACCACGACAGCACGGUCGUCAGCGCAGCAUCGGCAAGGAGAUUUGCAGCGCAGCGCCGGCCAAGAAGCGGACAAACGUUGUCGACUUUGGCUGGUGGCGCGACAGCGUGUCAUUUUACAUGUACGCCGACAAGACCAUCAAGAAGUGGGACUCGUGCACGACCAACACGAUGACGAUGCCGGUCGGACCGUCGCUGCUCCAGGACUCGAGCUUCACCUUCAUAGUGCCGACGCCCAACGGCGCCAUCCCGGCAAAGAUCGACAUGCCGGUCGACGAGCAGGCCGAGAGGUACUUUAUGGAGCACUACGUCACGGUCCCGUCCCACCCGGGCGACAGGGGGAGCAACUCGUUCGUCCCCAAGUUCCUCAAGCUGCCCGACGAGGAGCAGAUGCUCUGCUUCAAGAGCGCCUUCAGGGCCGCCAGCCUCGCAGCUCUGGCGGCCAGGCCGUCGGCGAGGGGACUGAGGGCGCGCGCGCAGUCGGAAUACGUCAAGGCCAUCCGGGCGGUCGGGGAGGCGGUGCAGGGACUCUCAAAGGGAGUCGGGAGUAGCACGCAGACGCUGGGGUCCAUUUUGCUGUUGACUUUUCAACAUCUAGGUGCUUUCGAGGCUCAUGUUAAGGGUGCAGUGCAACUGAUUAUGCUGCUUGGUAUGGAUGAACUACAGUCUCAAGACAGUAAAGAAAUGGUGAUUAUGGCACGAGGGCGAAUGCUCAUGCUCAAAACCCUCCCGGGCUACGAAACGGCUCACACAAGCUCACUCGCCAACUCUCUCAUGUCCGUCUCGUAUCGCGACUCCCUCGGUCGGCUAGGGGUAUGGCUGGCGUCGCUUUGCUGGCGACGCGAUGAGAUUGUAAGGACCAUCAAGUCGGGCCGGAGGGAGCCAGAACUCCUGGCGAGGCUCAGGCAUAUCAAGAACGACACGAUCCAAGUGGGGCGCAAAUUCUACGAGGCGGCGCAGGACGUUGAGCAGGGCUACCGCCUCGACCAGAUCUUUGCCAAGUACGGACCGCUCCUGCAAGAUCUGACGCGACGAACCGAUCCUCCCGCAACGCCGGAGCCGUCCAACAAUAACGAGUCUUCCCCGUCCGGACUCAGCAGCGGGUUCAACAGCCCGGACGAAGCGGUGUCGACGCCGAGCGAGGCGGCCUCGGACGGCUCGACCAUCGAGGUGGAGCAAGAUUUCCCGCCGAGGCACAUGACCUUCCGCGACCACCGCGAGGCGUCAUUUUACCUGUCUAGCAUGGUGGCGACGCUCGUCAUCCAAAACACCGUGAUUCGCUGCAUCGCGUGGCUGCACAUGGUGGAGGUGGAGGAGGAAGAUGAGGGGGAGGAGCAGCAGCAGCAGCAUAUAGAAAACCCGCGCGCCUAUGAGCGGUCACCAGAGUACAUCGAGGCCGCCAUGCUAGCCUCGAGAGCCGUGGGCGGCAUCGUAAACUGCAUAAGCUACUACAGGCGCUCCCUUCUGCAGCAUGACACGGCCGACUUGGGCAGCGGAGUCGUUGCGCCAUACGCAAACGUCAUUUCCAUGCUGAGCGCCUUCUACACUGGGCUGGUGUCGCAGUUUGCCACCCAAGCCCAGCGGAGAUAUCUGAGGCGAGAGCUGGAAGUUAUGGCGAACGAGGGUGGCAUUGCGCAGAUCUCUGCGUUUUUGGGAAACCAGACAGUUGUCGUCCCUAAAGACGACAUACGGCGUGAUAGGGAGCGGUUUCGAUCCCUGUCGAGAAAUUUGAAUUCCUGUCCCGAAAGCAUCAUGCAAGAUCAUUGAACUUAAUAAUCAUGAAAGCUCCUGGUGAGCCUUAUCAUACCCAGUAU
This is a messenger RNA of Pyricularia grisea, 1853 nucleotides long. RefSeq lists its product as uncharacterized. NCBI's taxonomy places the organism in Eukaryota, Fungi, Ascomycota, Sordariomycetes, Magnaporthales, Pyriculariaceae. Bases 1 to 1806 code for a protein of 601 amino acids. The transcript is spliced from 5 exons. The record is from RefSeq and is a predicted model, not a curated record.